This is a messenger RNA of Cyclospora cayetanensis, 1932 nucleotides long. Its product is annotated as sugar phosphate exchanger 3. Lineage: Eukaryota; Apicomplexa; Conoidasida; Eucoccidiorida; Eimeriidae. Gene Ontology annotation, biological process: transmembrane transport. Gene Ontology annotation, molecular function: transmembrane transporter activity. The record is from RefSeq and is a predicted model, not a curated record. Bases 1 to 1932 code for a protein of 643 amino acids. The transcript has 3 exons.
AUGGUUGUAACAAGGCAAGGCACAGUGACAUCACCAGACGCUACUGCAUCUGGCAGUACUGGCUCCUCAGUAGCAGUAGGCCUAGGAGGAAGGAACCCACGAAGGGCCACGCCUCAAAAAAGGGCACCUUCCGCAAAGAAAAGAGGCGGAGGCUAUGCACCAACAAAAGAGCCAUCCAAUCGUGAAGAGGGUCUCCUACCCUCCCUUAAGAGCCCUCAGAGCGGAGGUCGAGUAAAUAAGGCCAAGACUCCCCGUGUUCAGCUGGCCGACAAAGCACAAGUAAUUGGCUCGAUCCCUCGCUCAAGCCGCAACAGUGCCCAGCCCAAGGAGAGGGGCCUAGUCCGAACUUUGCACCUGACCCACAGACUGCAGACGGGGCCGCUACCUUUUGUUAAAGAGAUGAGCAAUAUGAGCAGUAGUGAAAAUGAGAAAGAUGAGAUUCCUUUACGAACAUCCCUCAGCACAACUGCCGAAUGGGAACCCGAAAAGUUGCCCGCUUUUCGUCAACGGCGACAGUCAGCAGCAAUCCGGGCAAAACAGAGCAGCAAGAGCACUUACAGGUUGGGUACGAAUGCCUCUCUACUUCCUGACGCAGAAGAAGAUCAGGUGGAUCUUCACCCCAGGCAAAGCAUCAACACUAUCGACAACAACAGCAGCAGCAACAACAGCCGCAUCUCUGAGGGAAAGUUAAAACAGUUGUUGCUAACGUACUUUUGCUAUGCAUCGUUGUAUCUGACCCGCAAGCCAUUUGCUUCCUCAAAGAGGGAACUGGAGCUGCAGCUCGGUCUCACUGCUGCUGCUUUAGGUGGAGUUGAUACUGCAUUUUUGGGAGCAUACGCCGUAUCACAGCUGUUACUAGCUCCGGCCCUCCUAGGAGGCUCGAGAGGCCCUAGUUGCACGGUUAUUCUUGCCGCUGCUUACGCUAUAAGCGCCUGCAGUUGCUUUUGCAUAUACCUCCUGCCGGAUGCCCAGCUUUCCCCGUUGUCUCUCUCUUGUCUCUGGGGAAUCAAUGGAGCAUCUCAAGCCCUUGCGUUUCCCCUUAUCGUGUCCACACUUUCCUCAUGGCUCUCUAGCACAGAGCGAGGCGGAGUACUUGGUGUAUGGACGACCUGCCAACAGGUGGGGAGUAUAUUCGCGAGCUACCUGACAGCUGAGUUGCUGGCUACUGGCUCUAGGCGAAUAGCUUCAGUGAGCGUCCUGGAGGCUUAUACCUUAGGGGGUCGAGCCUUGCUGGCCCCUGGUGUCUCCGGCUGGAGACUGGCAUUUCUCGUCCCCGCCAUUUGGGUCUUUUUCUGUGCCAUGCUACUGGGAUGGGGCCUCAAGAAGGCUCCGGGAGAAAGUGACUUCAAAAAUGCUGCUACAAGGAAGCACCAAGGAAGGGCUACCCACAAGCAGGAGCAGCAGCAGUGGCUGCUCCGGAAGGUGUUGGACAUCGGGAGCAUUAGGCAUCUCUGUGCCGCAUACUUUUGUGUGAAGCUCGUGCGGUACUCCCUUCUGUACUGGCUGCCGUAUUACCUCGAAAAGCACGCAAAUUUGACCGCUUCAGCGGCAGGUAGGUCAUGCAGUUUAGGAUUUGAGGUCUUUCCGCUUGCUUGUUUGUAUUUCAGUUGGUUGUCCGAUCGAUACCUCCAGGGCCGUCGUCUGCUUCUGCUGGCUCCACUUUGUUGCAUUGGCGGGGCCUCUGUGGCGUUACUGCACCUCUCUGUUGCCUGGGCUCCCCCUGGCGAUAUUUCGCUAGUUGGACAAGGGGCCCUCCUGCUUGCAGGGGCUGCUAUAGCUGCCCCUGACUCCGUCUUAGGCGGAGCCGCCACAGCAGAUGCUUGCGCAGACGAGCCUGGAGGGGCUGACGAACAAACUGUUGCCGCCGCAGCAUGUGAGGAUUCAGGACCUCCACUCAUAAUUGUUGCGUGGCGGGCCCUCAGGGGCCCAUAG